Messenger RNA from Anolis sagrei ordinatus, 2259 nucleotides. It is a transcript of the gene PAX1, whose product is annotated as paired box 1. Gene Ontology annotation, molecular function: DNA-binding transcription factor activity, RNA polymerase II-specific; RNA polymerase II cis-regulatory region sequence-specific DNA binding. The record is from RefSeq and is a predicted model, not a curated record. Lineage: Eukaryota; Metazoa; Chordata; Lepidosauria; Squamata; Anolidae. Gene Ontology annotation, biological process: anatomical structure development; regulation of transcription by RNA polymerase II.
GCGGCGGGGAGAGAGGCCGGGCUCUGGCGGCGCCUCCGGGUUGGAAGUGGCUACUAUGGAGCAGAGCUACGGCGAGGUGAACCAGCUGGGCGGCGUCUUCGUGAACGGGCGCCCCUUGCCCAACGCCAUCCGGCUACGCAUCGUGGAGCUGGCCCAGCUGGGCAUCCGUCCCUGCGACAUCAGCCGCCAGCUGCGGGUCUCGCACGGCUGCGUCAGCAAGAUCCUGGCCCGCUACCACGAGACCGGCUCCAUCCUGCCGGGGGCCAUCGGGGGCAGCAAGCCCCGCGUCACCACCCCCAACGUGGUCAAGCACAUCCGGGACUACAAGCAGGGCGACCCGGGCAUCUUCGCCUGGGAGAUCCGCGACCGGCUCUUGGCCGACGGCGUCUGCGACAAGUACAACGUGCCCUCCGUCAGCUCCAUCAGCAGGAUCCUCCGCAACAAGAUCGGCAGCCUCUCGCAGCCCGGAGCAGCCCCCUCGGGCGGAGGAGGAGGAGGAGGAGGGGGGCCCUACGAGGGAGGGGGCAGCUGCAAGCACCCUGCUCCGCCGCAGCCCGCCCUGCCCUACAACCACAUCUACCAGUACCCUUACCCCGCCGCAGCCGCCAAACUGGGUAGCCACCCGGGGGUCCCGCUCUCGGCCGCCCACGUCAGUCUGCCCCGCUCCUGGCCCUCGGCCCACUCCGUCAGCAACAUCCUGGGCAUCCGCGCCUUCAUGGAGCAGAGCGGGGCUCUGGCUGGGACGGAGGGGCCUGCCUACCCUCCCAAACUGGAAGACUGGCCCAGUGCGAACAGAACCGCCUUCCCCGCCGCCGGGCAAGCGGUCAGCGCCCUGGACAAAGCGGCCGCGGAUACAGAGAUGAAAUACCCGCAGCCUGCGCCCGGCCUCUCGGCGGUGAGCCCCUUCCUCUCUCCCUGCGCCUACCCCUCCGCCAACCAGGCCGGGGUCUACGCGGGUCCUGGCGGCGGCGGCGGCGGCAGCUACCUGGGCCCGGCCCACCACCACCACCCCUGGCAGGCGCAGGCCCACCACCACGGGCCCGGCGGCGUGGGGCUCCACGGCGGAGGAGGGGGAGAGCUGCCCGCCCCCGGAGCUUUCAAGCACCCCGCCCGAGAAGCAGCCGGGGAUCGAAAGCAAGCCGCCAGCUCGGGGUCCAAGGCUCCCUCCGACGCCCUGGCCGAGCUCCACGGACUUUCAGUUCCAGCCUCCUCAUCUUAGAAGGGUGAAAGGCGGCCAAGAGCGCCUAGCAAGGCGAAGGAGACAUUUGCUUCGGAGGUUGGAAGGAGCCGGGGGAGCUUCCCCUUCCUCGCUGGGGCCAACAGGGGAGGACAGAAGCUGCUACUACUGCCGCGAGUCUGCGCAGUCCAGCGGGGGCCACGCGACGACCCCUUUCCCCGCGUCUUCGCCGCGCAGUCCCGCCCACGCGGGUGAGGCAGGAGCCGGAUUGGCGGACUUGCGUUUGAUUGACUGGACACGCAAAUCAGGCAGAGAACCAGCAAAGGGGUCGCCUUUGGAUGGACCAAACCGAAGGGCACCCCCAAUGAUGACCUUCGAAGGAGGUGCAGAGAAAUCUAAGUGGCACCUCCUCUCUAUCCAAGACUAUGAACAGCAACGACAAUAAUAGACAAUAAUGCCCUUAGCUUCUAUUACAGCCAGUUGGUACUAUUUUCCUUUAUUUCACGUGAGUUUAACUCAAAUUAACAUUGAAAUGAAAUACAGAUUGGGCAUCCCUUAUUUGAAAUGCUUGGGACCAGAAGUGUUUGGGAUUUCUGAUAUUUUCCCCAUGGUUUUGCAAAACCUGUGAUAGCAGAAAUUGACAUAGUAAGAUAUCUUGUGGAUGGAACCCCAGUCUAAACAGACUAAAUAUAUAGGCCCCUUCUACACUGCCAAAUAAAAUCAAGACCAAUUGCUUUGAACUGGACUAUAUUGCAGUGUAGACUCGUAUAAUCCAGGUCAAAGCAGAUAAUGUGGAUUUUCUACUUUGAUAAUCUGGAUUACAGAUUAUCUGGAUUACAGAUUAAACACCUGUGCCGGCAGGACUGAAGACCGACAGGUCACAGGUUCGAAUCCAGGGAGAGGUGGAUGAGCUCCCUCUAUCAGCUCCAGCUCCUCAUGCGGGGACAUGAGAGAAGCCUCCCACAAGGAUGAUAAAAACAUCAAAUCAUCCGGGCGUCCCCUGGGCAAUGUCCUUGCAGACGGCCAAUUCUCUCACACCAGAAGCGACUUGCAGUUUCUCAGGUUGUUCCUGACACGACAAA